Molecule: messenger RNA, 2018 nt
Organism: Perca fluviatilis (European perch)
Lineage: Eukaryota; Metazoa; Chordata; Actinopteri; Perciformes; Percidae
Gene: foxl2a
Product: forkhead box L2a
Exons: 1
Coding region: 250-1170 (306 amino acids)
Biological process (GO): regulation of transcription by RNA polymerase II; anatomical structure morphogenesis; cell differentiation
Molecular function (GO): DNA-binding transcription factor activity, RNA polymerase II-specific; RNA polymerase II cis-regulatory region sequence-specific DNA binding
Source: RefSeq, a predicted model, not a curated record
UGGGUUGCGCCUCCAUCAGAGACCAGUUUAGCAAAAUCCCCGUUGAAGAGAGAGGAAGGUCUGGUGCAUGUCACCUACUGAGCCGAAAAAUAUAAAGAUUUCUCUGUGCGCAGUUUGGAAGACAGCUUUCAGUUCGUCGUGCACCCUGAGGUUCUGCAACGCAUCAUUUUUCUCAUCGAGGUUACGACCACCGUUAAAAGGUUUGCUUUAAGGCAUUUGGACUGGACUUGUUUUGUUUUGGUGUGCGCAAUGAUGGCCACUUACCAAAACCCGGAGGAUGACGCAAUGACCUUAAUGAUCCACGACACCAACACGACCAAGGAGAAGGAGCGCCCUAAAGAAGAGCCGGUCCAGGACAAAGUCCCGGAGAAGCCGGAUCCGUCCCAGAAACCACCGUACUCCUAUGUCGCUCUCAUUGCCAUGGCCAUUCGGGAGAGCACAGAGAAGCGCCUCACUUUGUCCGGUAUUUACCAGUAUAUAAUAACGAAGUUUCCCUUCUAUGAGAAAAAUAAAAAAGGUUGGCAGAACAGUAUCAGACACAAUCUGAGUCUCAACGAAUGCUUCAUCAAAGUUCCGCGGGAGGGCGGCGGGGAGAGAAAGGGGAAUUACUGGACACUCGACCCGGCCUGUGAGGACAUGUUUGAGAAGGGGAACUACAGGAGACGCCGCAGGAUGAAGCGGCCGUUUAGACCUCCACCGACGCACUUCCAGCCGGGGAAGUCCUUGUUUGGAGGAGACGGCUACGGCUACCUGUCCCCACCCAAGUACCUGCAGUCUAGCUUCAUGAACAACUCUUGGUCGCUAGGCCAGCCGCCGACUCCGAUGUCCUACACGUCCUGUCAAAUGGCCAGCGGCAACGUGGGUUCAGUUAACGUGAAGGGACUGUCAGCCCCCUCAUCUUAUAACCCCUACUCCCGGGUGCAGAGCAUGGCGCUCCCCAGCAUGGUGAACUCUUACAACGGCAUGAGUCACCAUCACCAUCCCGCGCAUCCCCACCAUGCCCAGCAGCUGAGCCCGGCCACCGCGGCACCACCUCCGGUCUCCUCCAGUAACGGAGCGGGCCUUCAGUUCGCCUGCUCCCGCCAGCCGGCGGAGCUCUCGAUGAUGCACUGCUCUUACUGGGAACACGAGACCAAACACUCGGCGUUACACACGAGGAUUGAUAUUUAAAGUUUACCAAAUGGCCUGCAAAAUGAGGACUCUGAGAGUGAGAGUUAAUUCCUGUGAUUUCAAAACAGAACCAAUAGUAUUUUGAAGAGACUAAUCUGACGAGCUGUUUGGGUCCAGCUGACAUGAAUGCCAAAGGGGAGGUAUGCGCGAGUUGAGAAAGUUUUACAAAAUGGAAUAGGGAGGUAAAGAAGUCAUCAGGACACAUCAGGUAGUACAACCUCUGGGAGCCAUUUCGUGCGCCUGUAUUACACUUGGACUGAUGGCCAUAACUCGGUAUUGUAGUCAUAAUUGUUGUGCCUAUGAAAAGAUUUUCAUUUGCACGGGGAUAGACAUCACUGACAUUGCUUCAGCUGUGUGUUAUUGUUAUGCGUAAUGACUUUUCUCAACUUUACGCACGGCUUAUCCAAAUAUUGCCAAAUGUACGUGAAUCUAAGAUGCCCUAAUUAAGUCAGUAAUUUAAUAUGUAAUUGAAUCAGAGCUCAUUUUGGCCCUCUUCGUAACUUGCUCUGAGCAAGGCCUGCAUGUCGAAACUUCACUUCCUGUCAUGGUUGUGAACUUUGUUGGGUUAACAGGUGAAAGUGAGGGUAGAGAUCCAUCAGACUGCCAACAAUACUAUUCAGGGUUUUUCAUAUUUCUUGAUCCCACAUGUAUGUAUAACAUAAUUUCCAAUAUGACGCCAGCCACUGCCAGGAUUUGUUAUUCUUUCUGAUUAUUAUUAUUAUUUUUUUUAUAAACGUGAUUAGCUAUAUUGUCUCAUUCAUGUUGGGGCCAUGUUUCAUUUUAAUUAGCACUUUUCCCUCUUUUCCAGGUUUGUGAAUUUCUUAAUAAACUUGUAUUUCUUAAAGUAA